CUAGGAAAAAUGCACACACAUCUACCCUUCCCUGUAUACAAGUUCGAUACAUGGCAGCUCAAGAUCCUAAACCCGAGAUUGCGCUUGUCAUAGACAACACAGUCUCCACCAUUAUUUCCCGCGAACCACCCUCGUUUAUAGUUGCGAGGCGCUUGUUAGCGUCCCUAAACUCUGUACUAACAAAAUUGCAUGCAGGUUAUUUCAGAAUAAGUCUCUCCCUCGGUGGCCAAGCUUUGUUAUGGAAGACACUAAUCGGACCAACACACGACAAAAGCACCCUGCGACACGUGGUUCACAUGGUUCCUUCCUCCGCUUUCCUCGUACUAUGGUCUCUGGCUCUCUUCACACUCGCAUUGCUCUCUCUUCUCUACCUUCUAAGGUGCUUGUUUCACUUCAAUAUGGUAAAGGCAGAGUUCUUGCACCAUGUCGGGGUUAACUACCUCUUCGCUCCGUGGAUCUCGUGGUUUCUCUUACUCCAAUCCGCGCCAUUCGUGGCGCCGAAAACGGCCACCUAUUUGGUUCUUUGGUGGGUGUUUGCGGUGCCGGUUGUGGUGCUGGACGUGAAAAUCUACGGUCAGUGGUUCACGAAAGGGAAGAGGUUUCUGUCCACCGCGGCAAACCCAACAAGCCAGUUGUCAGUGAUAGGCAACUUGGUGGGGGCGCAAGCCGCGGCGCACAUGGGUUGGAAAGAGAGUGCGGUGUGCUUAUUCUCGCUAGGGAUGGUGCAUUACUUGGUGUUGUUUGUCACGCUUUAUCAGCGGUUGUCUGGUGGAAAUCGCCUUCCGGUGUUGUUGAGGCCGGUUUUCUUCUUGUUCUUUGCGGCGCCCGGCGUGGCGAGCUUGGCUUGGGGAUCCAUUGUUGGAGGCUUUGAUACCCUUUCCAAGAUGCUCUUCUUUCUGUCGCUUUUCCUCUUCAUGUCACUGGUUUGCAGGCCAACAUUGUUCAGGAGAUCUAUGAAAAGGUUCAACGUUGCAUGGUGGGCUUACUCCUUUCCGGUUACCGUUCUGGCGAUGGCUUCCACGGACUAUGCCGAAGAAGUCAAAGGAACAAUAUCUCACGUGCUAAUGCUUGUUCUCUUGGCACUUUCUGUUCUGGUCUCCCUUGCUCUAACGGUGUUCACUUUUAUCAACUCUAAGAUGCUACUGCCGGAUGAUGAUCCCAUUGCCACCUUCCUUAUUGUUUAAGUGCGUGCUUAAAUACCGGGCGUUGCGACGUGGAAAAACUAUCAUCUCACUUAAGAAAAGAUAAAUCAUUCACAUUUCAUCCUAAAAUGUGUGUUAACAUUCGUUAACACUAGUCACGAGGAACACCCUCUACUUUGGAUGAUCAAAACCUUCUUAUUUUGAUAAUAUUUAUUUAUUUGUUUUCAAGUUA
Messenger RNA from Lotus japonicus, 1374 nucleotides. Its product is annotated as S-type anion channel SLAH4-like. NCBI's taxonomy places the organism in Eukaryota, Viridiplantae, Streptophyta, Magnoliopsida, Fabales, Fabaceae. The record is from RefSeq and is a predicted model, not a curated record. Gene Ontology annotation, molecular function: voltage-gated monoatomic anion channel activity. Bases 51 to 1184 code for a protein of 377 amino acids. Gene Ontology annotation, cellular component: membrane. Gene Ontology annotation, biological process: transmembrane transport; intracellular monoatomic ion homeostasis. The transcript is spliced from 2 exons.